Molecule: messenger RNA, 1278 nt
Organism: Helianthus annuus (common sunflower)
Lineage: Eukaryota; Viridiplantae; Streptophyta; Magnoliopsida; Asterales; Asteraceae
Exons: 2
Coding region: 1-1278 (425 amino acids)
Source: RefSeq, a predicted model, not a curated record
AUGGAUCCCUUCAACAACCCGAACAAUCCGAACAACCCGAACAAUCCCAACAACCCGACCCAACCUAAUGUUUUCUCGGUUCCGGGAUAUUAUCCGACGCUAGAACCGAACCAAUUCUCGCAAUAUUCAUCAAAUGCGUUUGCAUCAUUUCAACACUCGCCAAACCAAUUCGCUCAAUUCUCUCAAAAUCAAGCCCUUCAACAAAUGAUGAUGCGGGGUGCUUAUAAUUUCCCAUCGAACCUCACACCACCCGUUCAACCCCAACCGAUCCCGACGCAACCCUUUCAACAAUCCGAACCCGAAGACGAUGUGGAGGUUGUUCCCGAAACCCAACCGCCUAAAGGAAAAGGAAAACGAAACAAAGGCAAGCAAGUGGUGGGUGAUCAACCGUCCAAACCGAAGUCGACUAAGUGGACAUCAAUCAAAAAAGAAGCCUUAGCCAAGGCUUACAUUGGCACGUUUGACCACCCGACAAAAGGUAAUAACCAAACAGGUGAGGGGUUUUGGUCCAAGGUUUUGGCGAAGUUCCUCGUCCUUAUGGACCAAGGCCCGUAUCGAGAUAUCGACUCGGUCUCUUCAAAGUGGCGGAAAAUGAACGUGUCCGUCAAUAGGUUUUGCGAGGAAUAUAAUAAAUUAUAUACAAGUGACCGUCGUAGCGGCAUGAGCGACGACGAUGUGUUUAAAAAAGCGUUGGACAAGUAUAAGGCGAACAAUGGUAAUACCAACUUUGCUCACGUUCGCGCGUGGGCAAUUCUAAAAGACGAACCAAAAUGGGCGCUGAUUCCCAACGAGGUGGCGAUGGCGAAACGCCAAAAAACAUCGGAAACGAGUAGUUUUAGCGCCGGUGGAUCGGACGCGAGGUGUCACAUAAACUUAAAUGAUGACGCCGACUUUGACGAAGAGGAGUACGUCGUACAUGAAGCGGAGCGUCCACAGGGCCAAGACAAAUCAAAGAAGGAGCGGGCCAAGGGGAAAGAAAAGGAAAAGGUGGACCCGAAGAUGGAAGAGUUUAUGGAACACUUAAAAAUCUACAACGACGUCUCGGCCCAAAAGACGAAGGCGAAGGAGCGGGCCGUCGAAAAAAAAGCUCGUGUAGCCGAAGAAAAGUUACGCGAGAAGGUCCGAUUGUCGAAUGAGAAAAUCAGAAUUUCGGAUGAAAAAAUUCGGCUAAAGGAAUGGUUAAUGAUAACGAUGGAUGUCGAUCAGUAUCCCGAGCCGAAACGUUCGAUGUUGAAAAAACUUCAAACCGACAUCAUGAAAAAGCAUAAUAUUAUUUAA